UAGCCUAUAUGUUUUCUUCCUGGGUUCAAUGGGUUCAGUGUUAUUGAUAUCGAAUGGGCCUGCAGUGCCCUGCAACAAGAGUUUCUCCAACACGUGUGUAAUUUAUUCAUAAAAUGCUAUAUAUUCAAGUGUAAAACGACUUACUGCCUUUUAAUGGCUGAAUGCCUCUCCAUUUUUAUCUCUCUAUACCCCCUCACACAUAAAAGAGAGGAAGAAACUGUCACCAAAAAAUGCAACCGAACUCUUUACCUACUUUCACAGCGAUGGUAAAAACAAAGCAUCAUGGGAGCACGAGUCCUCUUCGCCGAGUUCCACCUUUGGAAGUUGUUACGGCUGGGACGCGACAGAACUACAUUUCCUAGAAUGCCAUUUUCUGUACAUUGGCUCAUGUUAUACAUGGGGGAAUAUGAGAGCGGCGGAGGAACCGAAAGCGACAGCAGAAUCCCUGGCGAUAAGUAUAGCGAUAAAUAGUGGUCGUGAAAUGGGGGGAAUUCAAUGCCCGAUCACUCAAAACAGACUGUCGUAAAAGGAAAACCGUAUUUUGGGUUGUAUUUUUGUGUAAAUAUAAAUUUGGCGUGGACCGGGGUAAGGCACCUCCCUGCUUGCUCUGCGCCGGGGUGUGUGCGUGUUUUUCGGGUAGGCUUCAUCGCAUCACCGCGCUGCAGUGUGUUACUGGAACCGAACUGAGGUGCCACGCCGCCGGUUACAGCUGCCCUGCGCCGUCGGCCGAUACUAUGUCAAAAACAGAGAGAGACAAAGUAACACUGCGAACCAAUCCUACUGACCUAUGCAAUGCAAAAAUGGCAACUUUGCUGUCUAACAGCUGUGGGUUGUAGCCAUAAAGAAGUGCAAGAGUGCCGAAAAAUAUAGUGGAGAUUUUUGUGCCUGAAAUCUAAAAGCUUUGAAAAGCAGCGCAAUAGGCAGCCCGCAUGGAACGAGCAGGAAGCAUCCAACUUGAUAUUCCGGACUUCAGCAACUCCGUCCUGUCGCACUUGAACCAGUUGCGAAUACAGGGUCGUCUAUGUGACAUUGUUGUCAAUGUUCAGGGCCACAGUUUUCGUGCCCACAAGGUGGUCCUUGCCGCCAGCUCCCCCUACUUCAGGGACCACAUGUCACUGAGUGAGAUGAGCACCGUGUCCAUAUCAGUCAUCCGGAACCCAACCGUAUUCGAGCAGCUCCUUUCGUUCUGCUACACAGGACGAUUAUGCUUGCAACUUGCCGAUAUCAUCAGUUACCUGACGGCUGCCAGCUUCCUCCAAAUGCAGCAUAUUAUUGAUCGUUGCACACAGAUUUUGGAAGGCAUCCACUUUAAAAUCAGCCUAUCAGAUGUGGAAGAGGAGCUCGGGAAUGGAGCUCAUAGAACCACCAACCAAACCAUUGAGUCGGGACGAGGUGGGACGACACUAAGUGGGUCCCGCUCCUUGAGUCCCAGACUCACAAGCUCCCGGUUGAUUGGCAACACUGGGGUGAUCAGCAUCCGCGAUGUGAGGGAAGUUCGAGAGAUUAGUCCCCCUGGGGAGUCCAUGAGCCCUCAAAUAGUGGAGCACAGUGGCAUUGGCUCCGAGGAGGUAGGAUCUGGAAAAGAACCCAUUCUUCGAAUUAACCGAGCCGGGCAAUGGUAUGUUGAAACAGGACCUGAGGCAGAGAGAGGAGGAGAGGAGAACGUGCGGAUGGUUGAUGGGUUUCGGAUUAAGACAGAAAGGAUGGAUGAGUGGAUGGGGGCAGAGACCCAGGCUUCAGCGGAGGAAGGCAGUGGGGCAGAGGAGGGGCCGACAGUAAUGAUUGACACCUCAGGACGUAGCACACUAGUGCAGGAAGGAGGAAGAGGUGGGAAAAGUUCCCAGCCGUCCAGUAGCUUCAGUGAAACAGAGAGGUUUAGUCCAACAGGUAGUGUGGUGGUCAUGGCUGAUCGCCAGAGAGCCAAGAGUGAGUCUCCAGGAAGAGUUGACGAUCAGAGACAUCCCACCUCACAGGGAGAGGAACAAGCUGUGUUUGACAUGGGAGGAUAUGAGGAAUACCUACGAGAACAGGUAGGUGACAGGUGGUUCCGCUACAACCCCCGUCUCACCUGCAUUUACUGCUGCAAGUCCUUCAACCAGAAGGGAAGCCUAGAUCGUCACAUGCGCCUGCACAUGGGCAUUACCCCUUUUGUCUGCCGAAUCUGUGGGAAGAAAUACACCCGCAAGGACCAACUUGAGUACCACAUCCGUAAGCACACAGGAAACAAGCCCUUUCAUUGCCAUGUCUGUGGCAAGAGUUUCCCGUUCCAGGCUAUCCUCAACCAGCACUUCCGUAAGAACCACCCAGGCUGUGCCCCACAGGAGGUGUCCCAUAGUGCCUCUCCCGAGACCACCACGGUCACCUCCCGUGGAGGACAGAACGAAGACGAGUCACCCAGCCAGGAGGAAGCUGAGGGCAAUGGUGGAGGGGGAGGUGCUGGCUCAUCCUUCGGAGAAGGGGUCCAACCGUCAGUCUCUACCACUGGGCCUGACUGAAAGGCUUUGACGAAAAAUGUUACAAAUUUAGGGAGACACAGGACAGCAGGGUCAAACAGGACCUUCUCUCUUGAGAUCCGCCUGUCCCUUGUCUCCCAACAUCCACACUGAAAGUUGCAAUUUGGAAGAAGUUGAGUAAGCAGGAGGUUCUUUCAGCUACUGUCAAAAAGGAAAGGUCUAAAAAAAAAAAAGGGAUAGUCUUAAGCGUCCCAUUUGGACAAAGAUCCUCUAUUUUUUUCAAUGAUAACAAAGAUGCAAGGAACAGUUUGCUAGGAAUAGUAUUCUCUAGGGAUUUAUAAAUGGUAUUUCCGCUUUAAACCGCAUCUACCUUCACCAUACAAACUGAACAGGACGUCAAUAUAUGAAGACAAGCCACACUCCAACAACCUCACACACCACUGGAUGCAGUGAUUAAUUUUGUUCGUUUGAUUUGUUUUUAGUCUUUUCUGUCUUUUUAUAUGUUAUGAUUUUUUAUAUUUUUGUACUACUACAAAUCUUUCAGGAUAAACAAAAAGAGAAGCUCUAGCUAUGAUUUGGUCAAAUUUAGUCAAAAAUUGCCAAACUUCUCUGUGCCAGAAGUUGCAUUUUAAAAUGAGAGGACAUCGUAGUCCUUCGCUAUUUUGCCUUGAGACAAUCUUGAUAAAUUAACCUGGGACUUGACUUUGUGCUCCCCAGUCAUGGCAAGCUUAGGAAAACGGGUUCAGUUUUUUUUUUUAUUAGGGACCCUCAGGUCUGACCUAACAUAAGAUUCUUAGUUUCUUUUUAAGUGCCGAUCCGGCCUGCCAUAUAACUGAAACGCAUUGCUCACACUUAGCCUCAACGCAAGGAAGUUGUAGAACUUAGGGUUUAUAACCAGAAACACUCACAUUGUUGUUUUACUGUUUAAUGUAGGUGGUAAUACUGUGAUAUAGGCACGCUGGUGAAAGGACAAGGGUCAAGCAUAGCAGUGACAUAUUUAUUUACUUUUUAAUUUCCGUUAAGGCCUUCAUACAUCUCCAAACUCAACUACUCAGCUGCUGAAUGUGGGCGAUACAGUGAUAUAACACACAGGAAAUCUUUCAACCUCAAAUAAGCUACAAUAGACCGCUCAGUUACCUCUCUCUCACAUCACUACGCAAUACCGAUCUGUCACACGCAGAUGUGUGGAUGCACUCAGCCGAAUUUUAUGUUCAUUGUUUAAUUUCUUUCUUUACGUUGAGAUUUACAAGCCUCACCAACUUGUUUUACAGAUAUUUUGUUUGUAAGAAUGUUUUUGAGCAGGGGGAAGGGGUCCCAGAAGACGUAACCUUCUUCCUUUUAUGUGUCAAGUCAAAAGAAUUGAGUCUAGUGCGGAGACGAACCAAAUGUGGACUUGGUUGUCAAUGCCAUUUAGGAAAACGGAAACCGUAUGUCUGUGAUGACUGGGGGAAAAAAAAUUAAAUGCCACGGAAUGACUUUGAGUUUAAGUUUUCCCUUCAUCUAAUGGAAGGCACUUUAACCUUGGGGUCAAGUGCCUUUACACUUGGCUUAUGAACAGAUGUUUCCAGAUGGUGCUAUGACGUGAAUUUACUGAAGCUCUCAGUAACCAAAGGAACUGAAACUUGGAAGUUCUUAAACCCUUGGGAGGGUGAACAGGAGAAAAAGAGAUUACAUCAGGCACUUAAAGAAAGGGUGGGGGUGUUUGUUUAGUUUUUGGAAUACUUGUAUAUCUAUAUACAUGUGUCACUUAUGCAUAUUUAGACAAAUUUAUACAUGUAAUAACAACACAGAGGCAGUUUCGAGAACGAUCAACAAAAGCAAAGGUGUUUAAGCGCAAGUCAAGCUGUUAUUGUUUUUAUAAGGCUGUGAAUUACACUUGAUUGCGACUGAUUUUUUUAUUUUUUAGGAAAUGGUUAUAAAAAUCAGCUACUGAUGUUUCCGAUAGAGAUUUUGUGCACCUCGCUUCAUAUCAAACACAGGUUGGAACUUACUUUUACCGUUACUCUCAUCUGUGAACACAGGUCAGCAGGUAAACACUUCUUACAAAUAUCAGGAACUCUCUGUUUACUUUUGGUGUUGACCUUUUCGGUUUGUACCAAGCAGAUUUUCUUACUUGGAACUCUAGCUCUGGGUAACUUGGGUCGACAUAUUUCACGAGUGCAGCGAGAAAAAAAAAAAACAUGAAUAUUUUCACUCAAUGUAAAUAGCCAUGCCUCAGAAGCAUCCGCAUUGAAAUACAAUUCUGAAACAGUAUGAUUUCACGUUUGUUGUACAGUUAAGAACCCAGGUAAAUAGAAGAGCAUGUUGAUAUUGCUUUUAUUUGUCACAAUGCAACCUCAUGAUAAGGGCAGAUGAGUAUGUCUGUAAACAACAACAUAAUCACAAUCUAAUAUGUUAUAAUAUAUCAAGCAAAUAGGUUCUUUUAACGCCUUUACGUUUAAAUUUAGAUUUGGGGCAUGAGCCUGUUUUGUGUAUGCCAAUCAUAUAAGGGUGAUAGUGACUUAAAUUAUCUCUAUGUGAAUGAAUUAACUGCAAUUUAAUAUCAAGGGAUCUAUAUCUAUAAUCAGUCAUUCCGAUUGUUAUUGAGCUGCACCUUUUAGCAGUCUAAAUUUAAUCAUGUUAAUUUGGGUUUCAGGGCUUAUGAUAACUUUUUAGCAUGUUUCCCUAAUGUUGACCUUCGAAACAUUGAUGGUUGACCAACCUGUCUGUUUUUGUUCAACUAUAUUAUUCAUUCUAAUAUUAUGUGUUUGGCUUUUGUAUGUUUUUCAAGCUUUAAGAGGAUAAAUGUGUUGCUACGGUGUAUAUAUUAGCCUGUAAAAUGUAAUGUUUCUCUAUGACAAUACAUCUACUGCAGUUCAAUUAUUGACUGAUCAAGUCAAUCCUAACCAAAUUAUGUCUAAUCUUAACACAGUGUUAUUGAAUGUGUAGUUACAUAUGGAACAACAUUGAAGCAAUAUUUCGGCCUAUUUCCAGAUGAAAGGGUGCAGAAUGAAAAUGCACUUGUGCAAACGGCGACCAGUCGAUUUCAACAUGAAAAACUUGUUACGCGUUUAUGCAUAUUGCAAUACCUGCCAACACUUCCAUUUUUUCUGGGAGUCUCCCGUAUUUCAGACCCAUCUUCCUUCACCCUCUCAUUUUGUUACUUCUGGAAAACUCCCAUCAUUUUUUAUACUGUAAUCGUGGAUUCACACGGGGCUUCAGCGUCAGUGCUUGACUGAGGGUGUGUCUGAAGUUGGGGCUGACACGAUCAGCCAAUGAAAUUAGUCCACAAUAGGCUACUUUCUGAGCUGGGGUAUUUACUGAAGCGUCAGCCAAUCAGAUUGCUUUAUGCAAAGUUGAGAAAUCCCGAACUUCUGCAGCAAGCAACGCCGCUGAAUUGGCGCCGACGGAUCCACAAUUCAGUUCGGCAACGCUUGAUGUCAACUAUUCUAAGUAAAUGGGAAUCGUUGACACCCACUGUGAAUGGUGUGUGACAUCCACGGGUCGCCGACUUUGGUAUAGUAUCCGAUCGCAUCGGUUGCCCGAAACCCGGUGCAUAGUACAGUUACUUACCCAGUUCUCAGCCUAACACCAAACCGCCCACUGUGGGUUCCCGGAUUUUCAGAGACAAAUGUUGGCAGGUAUGAUAUUGGCGAAUGGGAUAAAAUUCUAUCUGUGCGAUCACAUUUACCUCAUGUUUAUUUGUUUUUUUUUCAUGGUCCGCCUUGUGAAACGUGAUAAAGUGCAUGUCUCUACUUAGUCGUUUUUUGUUAUUUUUUGGGGGGAGGGAAGUCCGACUGACAAAACUGAGCCAUAUCUUCAGAGUUUGUUCAGUCUUGUCGUGAGUCCCUCUGGAGCAAAUAUUUUGUACAAGCAACACAUUUCAGAAGAGGACACUUCAAUAGCCUACAUAUAUAUAUUUCAACUCUUAGUCUGUCUGAAUAAGCAAACAAGCAAGUGAUGCAGUGUCAAAAAAAAGUCAAUUGUUUUGUUUUUACCUCAAAAGAGUCUUUGUACAAGGAAACAAGACAUUGUUCUUCUACUGACCUUCAGUAGGAAUUGUUUAUUUGCAUGUUGUCUGUCUUUUGUAAUGGCCAAACAUAAAGACAAUUCCAGGCAUCUAAAUUUGCACCAACAGAAGCCAAAAUAUUGACCUUUUACGAGUUGUCAUGCUAUAUUGUUUUAUCUUGUAAAAGCAAUAUAGUCUGUAAAGUUCUUUCCAUGUGUCUUAGAAGAUUUAAUCACUUUAAUUUAAACCAUACUUCAGAAAAUAUCUUAUUUUACAAAACCACGAUAAAGCAAAAAUAUUUUAUUCUUGGGAAAAAAAAAGGUCCAAAUUCCAAAACACGAGAAUAGUUGUCUUAAAAUUUUAAUAGUAGACCAAUAUAUUUAUUGAGAUAGCAAAUGUUUUAAAAAUUAAGAAAUUAUAUUGAUAGGCAAUUAAAGUAUAUUUACUUAUUUGAGAUUAAUCUGCGUUUAUGAUUGCUUUAAAUUUGCAUUUCAAAUGGUACAGGAAUCAGAAAGUUUAAUCAUUAAUAAUGUGAAUGCCAUCUUCACGAUAACCACUAUGUUUAUUUUUGUUUCCUUACUGGCAGUGUGUCAAGUCCAUUCUUCUAAAUAGAAAUAAAGCACUUUAAGUGUAACUGUGAAGGAUUUUUAAUUAUGUUCUUUCAAUGUAUAAUUAUGUAAGCCCAGAUUGUGUGAUACUGCUAAACCCAAAUUUCUAAUAUGAAAAAAAAAAUAAACCUGUUUUAUCAUU
This is a messenger RNA of Danio rerio (zebrafish), 7191 nucleotides long. The record is from RefSeq and is a predicted model, not a curated record. NCBI's taxonomy places the organism in Eukaryota, Metazoa, Chordata, Actinopteri, Cypriniformes, Danionidae.